CGCAGUGACGACGAGGAGGCCGUCGGAAAGUAAGGGCCGGGCUGCGCGCGAGCUGCUUCCCGGAAGUGGCGCUGCGGCAGCAUGCUCGAGGAGCUGGGGUUGAUCGGGACCAUAGGCGAAGAUGACGACGUGCCGGGGCAUCCUGAGUCUGACUCCGGGGACGAGGAGGAGGAGGGGCCCGUUGUGCUGGGCAGAAAGCAGAAAGCCUUGCAGAAGAACCGCAGUGCCGAUUUCAACCCUGACUUCGUUUUCACUGAGAAGGAGGGGGCAUAUGAUGGCAGCUGGGCCAUGGCUGAUGUCAUGAGCCAGCUCAAGAAGAAGAGGGCAGCCACCACAUUAGAUGAGAAGAUUGAGAAAGUUCGCAAGAAAAGGAAAACAGAGGAUAAAGAAGCCAAGUCUGGGAAGUCCGAGGAGAAAGAAGCAAAGGAAGGCUCUGAACUGGAGGAGCAGGAAGACCAUGAAGGGAAAGAUGAGGAAGGUCCAGAAGAUGAAGACUCAGAGACUGAUUACUCGUCAGCUGAUGAGAACAUCCUCACCAAAGCAGAUACACUCAAAGUAAAGGAGCGGAAGAAGAAGAAGAAAGGACAGGAAACAGGAGGAUUUUUUGAAGAUGCAUCUCAGUAUGAUGAAAACCUCUCAUUCCAGGACAUGAACCUUUCCCGCCCUCUUCUGAAGGCCAUUACAGCCAUGGGCUUCAAACAGCCCACCCCAAUCCAGAAGGCAUGCAUACCUGUGGGUCUGUUGGGGAAGGAUAUCUGUGCCUGUGCAGCCACUGGGACAGGUAAAACUGCUGCUUUUGCCCUGCCUGUCCUGGAGCGUCUGAUCUACAAACCCCGCCAGUCUCCUGUCACCCGUGUGCUCGUGCUGGUUCCCACCCGAGAACUGGGCAUCCAGGUGCACUCUGUCACCAAGCAGCUGGCUCAGUUCUGCAACAUCACCACCUGCCUGGCCGUGGGAGGCCUGGAUGUGAAGUCUCAGGAAGCAGCUCUUAGAGCAGCGCCUGACAUCCUCAUUGCCACCCCAGGCCGGCUCAUCGAUCAUCUCCACAACUGUCCUUCCUUCCACCUGAGCAGUAUUGAGGUGCUCAUCCUGGAUGAGGCUGACAGGAUGCUGGAUGAGUACUUUGAAGAACAGAUGAAGGAGAUCAUCCGGAUAUGUUCCCACCACCGCCAGACCAUGCUCUUCUCAGCCACCAUGACAGAUGAGGUAAAAGAUCUGGCUUCUGUUUCCUUGAAGAAUCCUGUCCGAAUAUUUGUGAAUAGCAACACAGAUGUGGCCCCGUUCCUGCGGCAGGAGUUUGUCCGGAUCCGGCCGAAUCGGGAAGGGGACCGGGAAGCCAUUGUGGCAGACCACAGUCCACACUCCCCAGUGAGUCCUGUACAGCCCUCUGGGACCUGGCCCCUGCCUGCCUGGAGUCUUCAGCUUUGGUGCCCUGCCAUACUCUCCUGUUUAUAUUGUCUCAGACCUACCAAGCUUGUCCUGCCUCGGGGCCUUCACAUUUGCUCCUUCCUCUGCCUGAAAUCUUCCCCCAAAUCUUCUCUUCUGACAAGAACCUUCACUGACCAUGUGAUGCUGUUCACCCAGACCAAGAAGCAGGCCCACCGCAUGCACAUCCUUCUGGGGCUCAUGGGGCUGCAGGUUGGCGAGCUCCAUGGCAACCUGUCCCAGACGCAGCGGCUAGAGGCCCUCCGGCGCUUUAAGGACGAACAGAUUGACAUCCUUGUGGCCACAGAUGUGGCAGCCCGUGGACUUGACAUUGAAGGGGUCAAAACGGUAAUUAACUUCACGAUGCCCAACACCAUCAAGCAUUAUGUCCACCGGGUGGGGCGAACAGCUCGGGCUGGUAGGGCUGGGCGCUCGGUGUCUCUGGUGGGAGAAGAGGAGCGGAAGAUGCUGAAGGAGAUCGUAAAAGCCGCCAAAGCCCCUGUUAAGGCCCGGAUACUUCCCCAGGAUGUCAUCCUUAAAUUCCGGGACAAGAUUGAGAAGAUGGAGAAGGAUGUGUAUGCAGUUCUGCAGCUAGAGGCCGAGGAAAAAGAGCUGCAGCAGUCAGAAGCCCAGAUCAACACAGCAAAACGGCUCCUUGAGAGAGAGAAGGGGAAGGAGGCCUCAAACCAUGAGCCUGAGAGAAGCUGGUUCCAGACCAAGGAAGAGAGGAAGAAGGAAAAAAUUGCCAAAGCUCUGCAGGAGUUUGACUUGGCCUUAAGAGGAAAGAAGAAGAGAAAGAAGUUUAUGAAGGAUGCCAAGAAAAAGGGGGAGAUGACAGCAGAGGAAAGGUCCCAGUUUGAAAUCCUCAAGGCACAGAUGUUUGCUGAGCGGCUGGCCAAGAGGAAUCGCAGAGCCAAGAGGGCCCGAGCAAUGCCUGAGGAGGAGCCAGCAAGAGGCCCCGCCAAGAAACAAAAGCAGGUGAAUAAAUCUGUAUUUGAUGAAGAACUUACCAACACAAGCAGGAAGGCCCUGAAACAGUAUCGAGCUGGCCCCUCUUUUGAAGAAAGGAAACAGUUGGGCCUGCCCCACCAGAGACGAGGAGGAAACUUUAAGUCUAAAUCCAGGUACAAGAGAAAGAAGUAGCUGUGGUGGCCUGAAGUUUGUGGGGCAGCCCUUAGAUCCCUUCCUUGUGGGAAGUCAUCCUGGCUUGGUCUCUUCCAUUUGUAA
Molecule: messenger RNA, 2652 nt
Organism: Canis lupus familiaris (dog)
Lineage: Eukaryota; Metazoa; Chordata; Mammalia; Carnivora; Canidae
Gene: DDX27
Product: DEAD-box helicase 27
Exons: 22
Coding region: 82-2568 (828 amino acids)
Molecular function (GO): nucleic acid binding; RNA helicase activity; ATP binding
Source: RefSeq, a predicted model, not a curated record